CCGUUCGUGAUAGUUGCGUUAGAUCGCCUCCACUUUUUGCGACUGGUUUCCGUGGUGGUUGAUAUUCUAUCUAUUCUAUCUCCUACUGGUGGUGCACAAAGUGCAGUGUGGCAUUCUUUUCUGAUAAAAAGGAAAAACAAAAUCAUUCGGUAGUUAAGGUGAUUAGAUGGAGAAUUCCAGGUCCGUUGGACAUAUCGUCGAUUGAAAAAUACGAAAAACUGUUCCAUUCAUUCAAACAAUUUUGAGGCAAUUAAUUUACAACCAGACUACCCGAGACAAAAAACAAUCACCGUUGCUCGAACCUCGUCGUCUUGAGGGUGCGACGAAACAUACGCAAAACAGCGAGACGGAGAGACAGUGAGAGAGUGCGACACGAAAAGAGUGAUAAUUGUGCGUGUGCGUUCCAUCGCGAGCGAAUCAGGUCACCAACCACACUGCGACAGAGCUCCACCGGAGAGCGUCGUAUCGUCGUCAGACUGAAGAAAAGCAUUAGCCAGUCAGUAGUCAGUGUUGAGUGAGCGAAUCGAGGCGUGAAGCAUAGUUCAAAAUCCGUGUGCACAGUUCCGUUCAAAGUGUGCUGCCGAUGAGUGGUAGAGUGAGUGAGCUGUGCAAGCCAAAGUCAAGUAUCGUACAGAAAUAAGAAAAAAGUGAAGAUAGGCAGAGGGGUGAGAAAAAACACAGUUCAGGAAAAUAUCUACUGGAUGUGGUGCUGCGGUGGAUGGUUGCUGCGCCUUGCAGGAUCGAAUUAAGAUAAAUCGCGACGGCAGUCGGUGACGGUGUUUGAAAGUGCAAAGUGUUUGCCAGGACGGCAAAAGGUGAAAAUUUUUGGGUGCACCACACCCCGAAAAAGAAAGAUUUGGCUGCGCUGAGUAAGAGGGGAAGAAUUUGGUGAACUGUUCAGACAUUCUUGGCAUUCAUCUCGAUUUGGGACGAACGAAUACGCAGUUCCGUGUUUGAAUAACUGGGUGAAAGAACUUGUUUACGGCGAUAGAGCGUAGGAGAACGUCGUCGUCAUCAGCAGUCGUCAUCGGAAUCGGAGGCCAUUCAGAAUCGCAUCAACUGGCCUACUGGCUGCCAACGGGUUCCCGUUAAUCGAGUUAUUCUGACCAGAAUCCACCAAAUCACGUCAAACGUUGGCGCAUUCAGUCGAUCCAAUUCAACACGUUGCGCAAUCACCGAACCGGCACAAAUAGCCCCCAGGGCACCCUAAUAAAUAUAUUGCUCCGCUGCUGUUGCUUCGAGUCCAAGUCGCGCGUCGUCACGCGAGCACAAAAAUCGAAAGUGACCACCGGCUGAAGCUGUUGGCUGACAGUUGCUGGUACGCGGUACGAUCCCGAGCAGCCCCUCCCCGAUCCAAUCCGGUCCGGGUGCUGGUCGCGAACGCAAGUAAGAGCGCGAAAACUGAGCUUCCGCACGCAAUGCCGAUACUGCUGCUGUUGCCACCGACUAGGAGCCGCACCACGACCACGAACUCCAGUUGAAUCAUCGCCUGUCCGGUGAGAAGUGCGCGGAUUGUUUCAAGUGUGCUGCGUGUGUGUUGAUUUCAAUUGGAAAAUAUUGGCGCCCUAUUGUGCACGAGGAGUGAAUUGCUUUCCUCGUAUCGGCGCCGCGGAAGAAAGUGAAAUUUUUCCCAAAAACGGCGACCGAUCGUGAAGCAAGAGUGGAUGAUCUUAUACUUUUUUUUCGUGGGCAACAGAAACAACCACGAAGUGUAGGUCUGAUUGAAUGCAUACAGGUCCAUGUGUUUUUCUAAUUAAACAUAGUGAGUCAAAUCGCCACGUGAAGAAUUAAAAAUCGUUGGGGGUCGCAUUUCAAGAAGCAAAUUGUACAAAGUGUGCGCAAAUGUUUAUCCAUUCCAUCACCAAGUGAAGAUUAUCUUACAGCAGUACCGGCAAAGAUUAGAGUCAAUUGAACGCGAGAUUGUACGCGUUCAGAAAAUUUUGCAGUGCAGAACCGUGCGGCUUGUGGUUUGUGAAUUGAAUGUGAUUUCCAGUUGAUUGGCACCACUUAAUGACGACGAUAUGAGCCGCAGUACAUCUCCAUCAUCCCGUUAAUGUCUGCCAGCGGCACUCCAUCCGCCAAAGGGGAAAAACAAAGGCACACAACACUUAAGUAAUCAACUCUGCUAAUUCGAUUAUCGAAGGCCGGGGGACUGGAAUCUUUUACAGCGUAGCAAUCGAGCGUAGCAAGAGCGCGUGCACCGACAACGGCUAAGACAGCUAACUAGCCGCUGGGGAGAUACCGGUCGGUAUUGUUGUUGUGGUUUAGGAGCGCGCGAGAAAUCGCUGGCGAAUUUUUUCGUGGGUGAGAUUCUAUCAACAAAAGGCCGCCAACCUGGAACUAAUGGAAUUAGAGAACAUCGUGGCCAAUACGGUCUACCUGAAGGCGCGCGAAGGAGGAUCCGAUAGCAACAAGGGUAAAAGUAAAAAGUGGCGCAAAAUCCUCCAGUUUCCACACAUAUCGCAAUGUAUAGAUCUCAAGAACAAAAUAGAUGUAAGUUACGGUUACGUAGUUGAUCAGCAACCAAUCGGACGGGAGCUGUUUUUCCAGUUCUGCAAAGUUAAGCGACCGCAGUACUACCGAUAUAUCUCCUUUCUGGAAGACACGACGGGGUACGAAAUCGCUGCCGAUGAGAACCGCGUGAAGCUGGCAUACAAUGUGGCCAAGCGGUAUCUGGGCCUCUGCGCGGACGGUCACGUCACGGAGGACAGCGGAGGUGGAGGACGGGACGACGGCGACGAUGGGAAGUGCGACGACGACAGCGGAAUCGGUGGCGACACCAAAAAGCUCAGCAAUCACGACGACCCGGCGGCGGAGAAGAAGAGCCUGGCCGGGUCGAACUCGUUGAACAAUUCUUCCGGCGCGGUGGUGGUCGGCAGCAAAGGCACGGCAAACGCCAACAACUCCAGCUCGGCCAUCAAGAAGUGCUCCAGCUCGGACGACGACGAUAACGAUGAGUUUGUGCUGGACAUUCUGAACGACGACAUCGUGGCGCAGGUCCGGAGUAAACUGUUGAACGGUAGCAAGGAGCUGUUCGAGGCGUCGGUGACAGCGGUGAAAACAUUCCUGCAGGGAGAACCAUUUCGGGAAUUCGAAGCGUCGAUGUAUUUUCACAGAUACUUACAAUGGAAAUGGCUAGAGGCACAACCAGUUACUUAUAAAACGUUUCGAAUGUACCGAGUCUUGGGGAAAGGUGGCUUUGGCGAAGUGUGUGCAUGUCAGGUACGUGCAACCGGAAAAAUGUACGCCUGCAAAAAGCUCGAAAAAAAGCGCAUCAAAAAACGAAAAGGCGAAUCAAUGGUGCUGAUAGAGAAGCAAAUUCUGCAGAAAAUCAACUCCCGGUUCGUGGUGAACCUGGCGUAUGCGUAUGAAACCAAGGAUGCGCUUUGUCUGGUGCUAACUAUUAUGAACGGUGGAGAUCUCAAAUUUCACAUUUACAACAUGGGCGGUGAUCCAGGUUUCGAGCUGAGUCGGGCGAGGUUUUACGCUGCCGAGGUGGUCUGCGGGUUGGAACAUCUACAUCAGAUGGGAAUAGUGUACCGGGAUUGUAAGCCGGAAAAUAUCCUAUUGGACGAUACCGGCCAUGUUCGGAUAUCGGACCUUGGAUUGGCGGUCGAAAUUCCCGAGGGCGAAAUGGUCAGGGGGAGAGUCGGGACAGUUGGAUACAUGGCGCCGGAAGUCAUAGACAACGAGAAGUAUGCAUUUUCGCCAGACUGGUUCAGCUUUGGGUGCUUACUGUACGAGAUGAUCGAAGGUCAGGCUCCGUUCCGGGCGCGGAAGGAGAAAGUGAAACGAGAGGAGGUCGAUCGCCGGGUCAAGGAGGACGCCGAAAAAUACUCCCACAAAUUUAGCGAUGAUGCCAAAAUUCUGUGCCAACAGUUACUCAUGAAGGCUGUCAAAAACCGACUUGGGUGCCGAAACGGUCGGUACGGUGCUCGCGAGGUGAAACUGAACGGCUUUUUCAGCAGUAUUAAUUGGAAGCGACUGGAUGCGGGUGUGGUGGAACCACCAUUCGUACCGGACCCCCAUGCGGUCUAUGCCAAAGACGUGCUCGACAUCGAGCAGUUCUCAACGGUGAAGGGUGUGAAUCUGGACGCGACGGAUGAAAACUUUUACUCGAAGUUCAACACCGGUUCGGUGUCGAUUCCCUGGCAGAACGAGAUGAUCGAGACGGAGUGCUUUCGGGAGUUGAACGUGUUCGGACAGGACGAGUGCCCGACGCCUGACUUGCUCAUCAAUGCACCACCGGUGGUGGAGAAGCCUGGUUGCUUUCCGUUCCGGAGGAAGAAAAAGCAGUCCGCCCGGGAAAAGCCAGUCCCAUUCAACGAGAAGUUGCUUUCGUCUAGUCAUACUACUGUAACCGUCAGCUCAUCGCAGAACGAAAGCUGAUAGUGCGACGGUAGCGUAAGUCAAUCUCAAACGCAACAGCAACAUCACCAGCAAGAGAAUGCACCACCACCACCAAGAUCUAACUGAACCAAAAAGCCCCAGUAUCUCGGAAUUUUGUACAUUUCUUAACGUAGCAGCAGAAAAUCUCGAAUGGAAGGUUUGAUGUCUUAUUCCUGGUUCGUCAUUCGGAACCUCCAAGGCACAACGCUGACGAAUGUGCACAAAUAUUAACCACAAAUCAGCAACAGGCGGACGACGGAAGGAAGAAAAUCAAACAACAUCGUUCUAUACUAAAACACGGUAUUAGAGCGAACUCAAAUGUGAGGCUGAGCCCUCGGAAUCGUGUUCCCCAUUUGUAGGAGGAACGCGAAAAUUAGGUAAUAUCUGAAUCCGUACAGGCAAAAUUCGCCGGAAUGGGAAAAUGGAAGCUGUCUUUCUUGACAUUUCCAAACCGGGCGCAGUGUGUGAAGAAAAGCGCAAUUGUAUGAACGAAAUAAGUGGUUGUUGAAGAAUUCAUUAAAGAAUUGUUGUUAUGAUCGUUUUUAUUUGAGAACCAGACGCACGAACAGCACAAUUGCAGCAACAGCAGCAACACAUAAGUGAGGAUUUGUUAUUUAUUUUAACAAGAAUUUAUAAUGUGUUUUACCCGGACAUUUUACGUUCUUUUGUACAUAAUUGUUUCUGAUACUUAGUUGAAAUAUUGCUCUUGCGAGAGUCCCAUUAGGUUUUUUGAUCCACUUAUCACGCUCAAAGUGUUUUUAGGUAACAUUUUUUAUGUUUAAAAACAACGUGAUUUUAUUUACUAUAGUAUAGUAUGUCGGAUAGCGUUGGCACAUCAGCAUAAGUGGUCGCGCACACGCCUGUAAAUAAGUAGGAGUGAUAAAGGAAAUCAUAACAAAUUGUGCAUUGCUACAAUGUAUUCAAACUAGAAUAAAAAUUUAGCGAGUAAAAGGCUAGAGAAAGUAAACAUGGAUAUGAAUAAUUCAUAGGUGUUUUUGUAAGGUAGUUGAAACAAUUUUCGAUGCGAAAAAAAGCUAGCAAGUACAGCAUAAAUGAUCUUUUUCCCGUCACCCAUCACCCUCCGUCGUCGGUCACCGAGACCCGCUGUGAGAUGAGUUGGGAUGUGAUAGCGCAAGCAAAAUGUGUAGCCUAUGGUUUUACGCGAGAAUAGUGCGUUUUUAUAAGUGUAGCCAUAUGUGAGAAACCGCGAACAUUUGUGUGAGGUUUAUUAGUCUCCUGAUGCCGUAGUGUAGCAACGCUACGAGCUACUAAAGAACAGUAUUCUCGACAAAUACUGGGGAGUUUAAUAACGAAAAUGUGUAGAGGGCGGCGAGCCCAGUCUUACAAACUCAAACAUACUCAUCUGAAGAAGAAAACGCGCUAGACAAGACAAAUAAAACACAGCACAAAACUUUUUCCGCUUUUAUCACACAUCAUAAGAUUGAUAACUAGCACACAUUGCACACGCACAUAACUUUAAUUACACCUAACUAAAAGAAGAAAAAAAAAACUUUCCCCGAAACAAUGCGAGUAAGCUUCAUAGACAAAUGUAACCAGAACGCAAACACAUAUAUCUGAUUCGAAGAAAAAAGAGAAACACGGCCAAUCGUCGUUCGUUCGAAGGUACGCUUCACGUAUCUAUUGCUCAUCGGAUAUCGAAAACUGCGAUUCAAUCUGAAUACUAGGUAUGGAUACCAAAUUGGUAAAUUGAGUCCUCAUGUAGUAAUCUUACAGGCUUUUUCGAUUUAAUUUGAUUCAGAAAUGGAGUUCAUACUCGUCUCGUCUUAAGCAUUUACUUCCGUUUUGCAAGUAUUUCCGAUUAUAAUUACAAGAAGAAGAUACAAACUUCAAACAAUGCUGAUGUCAAGCAUUAACAGUUUUCCAUACUUUUGUCUAAAUAUUCGAAAACACCUUCUAAAACCAAGUAUACAAAACCAGAUAUGCUACGUUAUCAUCAGGGUUUGCAGAAAUCGCUCUCAAUAGAUAACGAACAACGAUAAAAGAGAGGCAAAAACUGUUCCGAAUCAUAACAAGACUUGCAUACAAGGGCGAAAAAACAGAAUCGGAUAGGCAGCCCCCACAGAAAACUGGUGAUUCUCGCUUUGUUUUCGCUCCUUUCGUGUUGUUCACUGCACAGGUGUGUAGAACAAGUUUGAAAUGCAUCAUCAGAGGCAGUGCUCACCCCAUUUGGAGCUUUCUAAAAGAAAUUUAUCAUGGGGUAUAGCAUCCCGAAUCAAUUCUCUAUCAUGACAGCUUGCGAAAAAAGUUUCUCGCGGUAUGCUACAUAUCGUAUAUGUAUACAAAUAUGAUAAGUGAGAGACUUGCUCUUUCUCUUUAGAAUUCAAUCCCUGGUUAUCAUGCAUUUAUUCAAAAGCUUGUUAGACAAUUUAAGGAUUUUCGUUAUAUUUUAAGAAAAUGGGGUUAUGAAAGAUAAUAAAAUUUGGUCCUUAUUUCUAUUCUAAAUUAUGAGGAAUGACUAGAAUUCAUACAUAUGAAUAUCUCGAUCGGUGUGAUAUUUUGCAACCGAGAUGGUUGGCGUUUUUUUCAUAACCCUUCAACUUAAAAAAACAAAAUAAUAUUUUGAAUUAUUUAUCAACAGGAGGACAUGAAGUCACACAAUAAAAAAGAGCUUUGAAGGUAACCAACUAUUCGUCAUGUAAGAAGUUGUACCAAACAAGCCAUAAUACAUGUUCUGUAAGGUGUAAAUGGGAUGCGGAAUCGGAAACAUGCAUUUUGGUAGCUAUGAAGGUACCACAGGUUUAUCGUUCAUAUACUCUCAAAAGCAUGUAGAUUUGAUUAAAGAAGGAAAAACUCGGGACUGAUAUGCGAUUCGGGCGUAACCUAUUUCGUAAACAAACAUUGUUUUAUCGAUUCCGUAGAAUGCAAGCAUUUUACUCCAAAACUAAUUCCCUUAUUCGAUAGAGGAAAGCCUAUUCUGUCGGAUGUAUACGGUCGUUUUCUCAGAAAAUGCUUGCUUUGGCAGGAAUUUGCCUUUCAAUGUUUGUUCACAAAAUAAGCUACGCCCAAAUCGCAAAUCAAUGCCGAAAUGUUAACCGUACAUUGAAGACAGCUCGAGGUGUUAAUUGUAAGAGAAUUGAAAAAGGUUAGAUGUUGAACAAAGCGAAUCGUUAUCGCCAGAAGCUUCACUAAAAAAAAAAUUCCAGGGCCGAGACGGUGUCAAUCUAUUCCGUACAAAAUGUUCCCGAGCAUGAUGUAAAAGACGCCGAUUAUAAGAAAGCCUUAGGCAACGUUAGCAGUAGUUCUGCAGAUACUGUAACUGAUAUGAACGUGCUCUCACCGCCGCAAGUUUAAUAUCAUAGGCGUUGAGAUGAAACGGUCGGGGGUACAUUCUCCCAGGCAAAUAUGACCAAUUUAUCGUUUCUACCGAAGGCUUGCCCCGAUUCCACUCUUCUAAGAAUUUUCAUGUCGUAUAACCGAAUUAACCCAAAUGUAAUGCUGGGAUAAACCGGCUAUUAAGCUGAACAAGUUCAGUGGUCAGUCAAUAUUUUCAACGAUUCUGCAAAACCCCAAGAAGCAAUGUCGAGCCCUGAUGCCGAUAAAUGGAAUGUAGCAACGCAAGAGGAGUACGAUGCGUAACGGUAAGCCCUAGCAAAACUCCCAAAUACGGCACCAAUUUCAUCGCUUCUUUUUGUCAAGAUGCAUGCUCAUUGCUGAAAAAAAUCACCAAAAUAUCACAAACUAAAAUCUUUUCCAUUGUUUUGUUUUCGAUGGGAUGAACAUCGGAGCCAUGAGAUGAAGUCCAGGAAUAGUUCCCUUACAUAUAUGGCAUAAAUUUACGCGAUAGGAUACGCUCUAAAUCACCUUAUACCCAACAACCAAUGAAUAAGCUGGUUUUUUCAGCUGAAGAAGACUAUUUUUGUUUUACUCACCUCUAAUGUUUGUUGCGUAGCCUAUUCAGAUUACGAGCUUUAAAAUACAAUAAAGAGUAUUUUGAUGUCAACGUUCACUCAUCUUAUUUUCAUUUCAUAUGAUAAUAGUCGACCCGGCAGACGUUGUCCUGCAUAGUAGGUCAAAUACGCGUUGUGAACUGUCCAUGCAAAAUUUCCAUAUGAAUUUUGUGUUUUAGUUUUUUAGGACUUACUCAAUCCUGCUCGUAAUUUUUGCAUAUCAUAUAAACCCGUCGGAAACGAUAACCAACAUAUCUGCUGAGGAAAUGGAGAAAAUCCAUCCAGCCGUUUCCGAGUUAUGCGGAUACGAACACAGACCAUUUCAUUUCUGUCACCGUUACGUGAACUUCACUUCGCGACAACGUCAUGCGAUGUAACUUAUCGAAAAAAGAUUGUGUCGUAACAACAACCUUCACAUUAUUCAUGGCGAUAGGAUUUUCGGGCCGACGCUUGAACGUCAAACUCACGGAAUUAGUAGCUACGAUGUUCAUCGCUUCUUAGUCGGGGUUCGGGUUCCAUAACCGAACACGGCUUGCAGCCCGGUCAUCGAUCAGGAAGUUUCGAUUCUUCGUGAAAUGAUCCAAAGCGCAUGAUUCGAAAAUCCAGCUAUCACCCGUCACCCCACCAUCCGUAACAAGAACUUACGUACGAACAUCCAUAACUUUCCGCCCUAUGAAAGCGGUUAUAUCCGUCAUAUUGUUGACCCCUUGAAGUGGCUUGGUUUUGAUGCUGUUCUUGGUAAAUAGACCAAUCGGAGUUCUCCAACGCCAAAUGUUAAAAAUUGGUAAACCAACCAAACCCGUGUGUGCAUCGUAAGCACAGUUAUUAAAAUCGUCUAACUUACUGGCUAGGCUCUAAUCCCCAGUUCAAUUAGGAUUUCACGAAGAGCGGAUACGAGGGUUGCACAGCAUUGUCGCAAAGAUUAUUACGCCGGUGGCAGCAGUUCCAGCGUUCCAGUGGAUCAUCGAGAAACCGUCGGCAACAGCAGUCAAGUGAAUUUUUUCGCAAGGUUCGGACUAACGUUUGGUUGCGUGCGUGAGUUAUUGGAAAGGCACAUUGUGGAUUAAAAAUCAAUUCGUUUCUGAACCUCCAUUUUACACCAGAGAAGCUAGAGCCGAGACAAAUUUUCUUCAAAGUUCAAAUCAUAACCGCUUGGUGAUGGCAGAAGUUCUCCGUCGGUAGCAGCACAAGCUCUGGUCGGAAGGAGACGCUGCAAACAUUUAUUCGCAAGGAUGACGUCCCAAAUCAUCGAGUGGUUGAUGCUGGCGUCAAUUUCAGUCAAGUCAAAUUUUCUUUGAAUGCAUGCGCGGUACGAAAACCCCUCUCUUCUGUGAGCGCGACUCAGGCCCUGAAAAAGGUCCGUUUUAGGUUGUUCUCGUUCACUUGGAGGUGGUUCAUGAUGCACGUUUUUCUAAGCCUUGCUGACGCUACCCGUAGCAGCCAUAGUCGCUGCCUUUCCACCGCCAGCUUUCGGUGCCAUGAUGUUUGGCUGUUUGGUGCUUCGUUCCAGUCGAUUUGCCGAUUCUGUCGCGAAAAUCGGAUUUUAGGCUGCCAAUAUCCGAUUGCAAUGGAGACCGAGGCUCCAUCCCUUGGCGGUCGCCACAUCGGUAUCGGCUCGCUGACUCCGUAUUUCGUUCGUUCAAUGCCAGUGCUUCCGUGCCAAACUAGGGAUAAGGCAUUUUCUUCAAAAUGCAAAUCAUAAUCAUUUGGCGUCGGCAGCAGCGCAAGCGCUCGUCAGAGGGAGUCUGCGAAAAUGUAUUCGCAUGGAUGGCGUCUAUUGCGUUUCAGCGGUCAAGCAUCAAGUAGCUGGCAUUAGCGUCAGUAGCAAUGAAGAGAAAUGUGCUCCAGAUUCUGGUUGAGUAUUGGAAAAACGCAUUAUUGAAAACAAAUGGGUUCUAUUCAAAACCAUCAUUUUACACGAGAGAAGGUUGAGUCCAAAUUAUAAUCGCUUGAUGAUGGCAGAAAUUCUCCGUUCGUAGCAGCGCAAGCGUACGUCUUAAGGAAACGGUGCAAACUUUUAUUCGUUGGCGUCAGUAGCAGACAAUCCAAGUAACAUUUUAAGUUUUAUAACGCUCUUGAAGACUAUAAUUUGCUCUUCAGGAGUGUUAUAAAACCAAAAUGUUACUAGAGAAGUGAAGGUCGUUCACUUUGCGCAUUCUAAUGGAAACCGUAAGCCGGUACAGCCAAGCUCAUAAUAAGCAGCACAACGGCUAUGUAACAUGUGCUUCCGCUGGAAGGGUAGCGAUUGGAAUAGGUGGAAUAACAGUGCAUUCCGCAUUCUGAACCUGCCAGCAUUUUAUGAAAACAAAAGGUUUGAUAGUUUGAUUUAAAAUUUUCUUCCAAGACCCUGAAGAUUGAAAAUAUAUCGGUCUAUUUCUUAACCACCAUUUUAUUCAAGACAAGGUGGAGCCAUGACGACUUUUCUUCAAAUUGCAAAUCAUAACCAUCCGACGACGACAAGAGAUUGUCGUCCACAGAUGUUUCUCAAGCGCACGACGGAGGGAGCCGCAACAAAAAUUUAUUCGCGUUGAAAUCGUAUAUCCACCUUUUUUUCAUAUUGCUGAUUUCUUUCUAUCGUAUUUUAUGUGCUUCACACCUUUAAACACUUUAAAAUAUUACGAUUACCGAGAAUCCAACAGCCGGAAUUUUAGCAAUAAUUUCGUUGAAUCUCGGUAAAACUUUUACUAUAAUGUCAACAUUACAGCUAGCGUAAAAAACUAGAUAGUGUUUCAUCUGCAAAUCAUCUAGUGGCUCACGUUGGCGUCAUUAGCAGCAAAAUGAAAUUUUUCUCCAGAUUUUAAUUUUGUUGAAGUUAGUGAUUUGAAAAUGAAUCGGUUCUGUUUCAAGAAGAAUUUUCUUCAAAGUGCAAACCGCAAUCGUCUGUUUACUGUAGUUUAUUCGUAGCAAUGGUAUCAGUAACGGUCCCAUCAGCGUUAAUAAACAUUUUCAAUAUUUCGAAAUUGAACACAUUUUUACUCUUAUAUGUAAUUCUUCGUCCAAUUUGCAGUCGUGUCUCGGAUACAACCUUUUACUUUUGUUCGGCGUUUCUUUCCACCCGCGGCUCUAACAGUCAGUCGUGUCAUUUAGCUGCCCCGACACGACACCCAUCUGAUUGUAGAUUUCUACUCCGGCGUUCUCUUGUAUCACGCACCUCCACACACAUCCACGCAAGAAGGUGCGUUGUUCCUGAGUCUUCCGGGACUCGCAAGGUCAUGGUUCACUAACGCAGUCUCGCCAUUCUUAUGAACGACAAGUGUGCUUUUAAAUGUGGUGUACUUUUUACAACGGUGCUAGUCCCGCAUGGUUGAGAGCUGCCAACUGGAAGAUGUUUUAUCUCCAUAAGUUUUCUACAGCAGAAUAUCACCAGCAUCCCCUUUUCUAUAUCACGAAGGCAGCAUUAUGGUUGGUUAUUAUGGUUCCUUCUCGGUUUGAAGCUAUUUCGUUAAGGUUGGUUAUAAUUAUCAUUUGCAAUAAUUUUUCACAAUUUUGACGAAACAUAGAAAGAUCUUUUUAGAAACAUUGUUUGUAACUAAGGCCUGUAUGAUUACUUCUCUGAAAAAGCUUUUCACUAAAAUCAAAUCAGUUACUUAAGCCCAGAACGAGCAAACGUUACUAUUAAACUCCCAAUCGAUAUGAACGAGAACAUCAGUGAUGAAACAGAAUUUAAGCAUGUUGCUUGAAAUCUUAACUUAACUAAACUUAGUGAGAACGAAUGACACGGUGGCGAUAAACUAAAUAGCACACAACCAGUCCGAACAGAUAGUCACAUCUACGAUAUUUAGAGCACAAACAAUUCAAAACUGAAGCCUAUUUCGAAGUCAGUGUGUUUUAUUAUAAUAAACUAGGAAUCAUACAAAUUUAUGUCAUGUAUAUAACAUUGAAAACCAUUCAACUGAUAAUCAUUACUAACUAGAUACCAAAAGUGGUGCAAACAAUUGUGAAAAGGAAAACCGAUGAAACCAAUCAACUCAUUUUGGAAGAGAGACUACUACUGGGGAAAAUCAGCAAACAGUAUUAGUAUACAAUGUUUUUAUUUUGAAAUUGUGUUUUAAAUUUACACAGAGAGGAAAAACAUUCGAGAGAGUUAGAAAGUCAAUUUCAUUGACGAGAAUGUAGUUACCAUUGAUGAAAUUCGAAGAAGCAAGCUCAAAUCGUAUCGUGGGAGAAAGCACGGCCGAGUGUACUGACUAACUAGAUAUCGGGCAACAACGCCAACUUAGGAACAGCAACGUACUAGAAUAAACCAAUAUAUGAUGAGGAUAGCAUCCGCUCCGGGAUGCAAACCCCACCCAGCAGCGGAUAGAGCAAGUGUUUGCAUUUUUCGGCGCGAGAGGCGCUGCUACCGUCGUCGUUUGCGUUUUAUUCAUAUGAUACUCGACGACGAUGCUAAAACAAACGUUGCCAAAAAACACUAAAGAAAGAUAAAACAAAAAUGCAUCGUACGUUACUGUCAAUAUAGGAAUACAAUCGCCAAUUAACACAAUCUCGACUCCAGAUAGGUUUCAAGCCAAUCAAGCAAAUACCUAUACAGAAAAUAAAUCUAAUAGACUACUACAUAUUUUAUUUGCACCUGUUGUGAUUCAUUUAAUGCCGACUUAAAUUAAUUUCCCAUAUUCUGGUACUUUGUCUCAAUCUUGCGAAGCAAUGGUACGUGCGACCUAAGAGUUUGUGAUCAUCAGCUGAUUACAACACGGAUUAAUUCAUUGGAAAUAACACUAACUUACAUGGAAAGCAUUAUAUUAUACAAGCAGCAAAAAAGAACAGCAAAUUUCGAAAAUUUAACACAAUGCGAUGUGGACGAACGACAGUUAAGAAAAAAUCAGCAAAAUACAAAUGAUAUGUAAAUUUAAGUACCCUAGUGAAAUGUAACUGAAGUAAAUAAACAAAUAAGACAUAUUAGUAA
Messenger RNA from Armigeres subalbatus, 13200 nucleotides. RefSeq names its product G protein-coupled receptor kinase 2 (gene Gprk2). Bases 2344 to 4389 code for a protein of 681 amino acids. The record is from RefSeq and is a predicted model, not a curated record. Gene Ontology annotation, biological process: signal transduction; regulation of signal transduction; protein phosphorylation. Gene Ontology annotation, cellular component: cytoplasm. Gene Ontology annotation, molecular function: ATP binding; G protein-coupled receptor kinase activity. The transcript is spliced from 13 exons. Lineage: Eukaryota; Metazoa; Arthropoda; Insecta; Diptera; Culicidae.